CCGCACCCCCUCUCCACGUGCGGCGCCCGGGGCGCGCGGCCGAGCAGCGGAGGAUGCUGGGCAUGUACGUGCCAGACAGGUUCGCCCUGAAGCCGUCCCGCGUCCAGGACGGGAUGGGGCUCUACACCGCCCGCCGCGUGCGCAAGGGUGAAAAAUUUGGCCCCUUUGCUGGAGAGAAGCGAAUGCCUGAAGACUUGGAUGAAAACAUGGACUACCGGUUGAUGUGGGAGGUCCGUGGGAGCAAGGGAGAAGUUCUGUAUAUUUUGGAUGCUACCAACCCGAGACACUCCAACUGGCUUCGCUUUGUUCACGAGGCACCGUCUCAGGAGCAGAAGAACCUGGCUGCCAUUCAAGAAGGAGAAAAUAUUUUCUACUUGGCAGUUGAUGAUAUAGAAACAGAUACAGAGCUUCUGAUUGGGUACCUGGACAGUGAUGUGGAGGAGGAAGAGGAGGAGCGACCAGCUCUGACCGUGACCAAAGAAGGCAAAGUUGACCACUCUAAAGGACAGUCAGCAGCUGGAAGCAAAGGUCCCCUUGGCUGUGAAGAGGACUUUGCCUGUCCACAGUGUGAAUCAAGCUUUCCCAGCGGAGAAAUCCUUACUGGGCACCUGCAGUCCUUGCACCAGAAGCCCACCGGGGAGAAAGAGUUCAAGUGUGGGGGCUGCCGGAAGACGUUCCCCGUGAAGCAGGCAUUGCAGAGACAUUUUGAGCAGCACCAGAAGGCUUGUCGAGGGGAUGCCAGGUUUGUGUGCAAAGCCGACAGCUGUGGGAAGAGGCUGAAAAGCAAGGAUGCUCUGAAAAGGCACCAGGAAAAUGUCCAUACUGGUGAUCCUAAAAGAAAGCUCAUGUGCUCAGUAUGCAAUAGAAGGUGCACCUCAGUGUCAAGCCUGCAGGAGCACAGGAAGAUUCAUGAGAUAUUUGAUUGUCAAGAAUGUAUGAAAAAGUUUAUUUCUGCUAAUCAGCUGAAACGUCACAUGAUCACCCACUCAGAAAAGCGACCUUAUAACUGUGAGAUCUGUAACAAGUCAUUCAAGAGACUCGAUCAAGUGGGCGCCCACAAAGUGAUCCACAGUGAAGAUAAGCCCUAUCACUGCAAGCUCUGUGGAAAGGGGUUUGCUCACAGAAAUGUUUAUAAGAACCACAAGAAGACCCACUCCGAGGAGCGGCCAUUCCAGUGUGAUGAAUGCAAAGCCUUGUUCCGCACCCCCUUUUCUCUGCAAAGACACCUGCUAAUCCACAACAGUGAGAGGACUUUCAAGUGCCAUCACUGCGACGCUACGUUUAAGAGGAAGGACACCUUAAAUGUUCAUGUGCAGGUGGUCCAUGAAAGACACAAGAAGUACCGAUGUGAGCUGUGCAAUAAGGCCUUUGUUACACCUUCUGUGCUCAGGAGUCACAAGAAGACACACACAGGAGAAAAGGAGAAAGUCUGCCCAUAUUGUGGCCAGAAAUUCGCCAGCAGUGGGACCCUGAGAGUUCACAUCCGGAGCCACACAGGUGAGCGUCCCUAUCAAUGCCCUUACUGUGAAAAAGGAUUCAGUAAAAAUGACGGACUGAAGAUGCACAUUCGUACGCACACCAGGGAGAAGCCAUACCAGUGCUCAGAGUGCAGCAAGGCCUUCAGCCAGAAGCGAGGCCUGGAUGAGCACAGAAGGACGCACACAGGAGAAAAGCCUUUUCAGUGUGAUGUUUGUGACUUGGCUUUUAGCCUGAAGAAAAUGCUCAUCCGACACAAGAUGACUCACAAUCCCAACCGCCCGAUGGCAGAGUGCCAUUUUUGCCAUAAGAAGUUUACAAGGAAUGACUACCUCAAGGUGCAUAUGGACAAUAUCCACGGGGUAGCUGACAGCUAGUAGUGGCUGUCAAGGAGCCCAACCCUAUGAAUCCCAGGUUCUCCUCCCGUGAUCAGCUUAACAGAAAUAACCAAAAGCAAUGCAUUGAUCUCACAGUACUUAUUUGCCUGAAUUAUAGAUGUUUUUUUUUAAAUCUUAUCAAAAAGAAAUGCAAAUGGAAAAAUAAUACUUUGUAGCUUAUAAGAUGCCUUAGGUUGUGUCUGUAUUAUGGCUGAUUAAAAACAAAA
Molecule: messenger RNA, 2080 nt
Organism: Psammomys obesus (fat sand rat)
Lineage: Eukaryota; Metazoa; Chordata; Mammalia; Rodentia; Muridae
Gene: Prdm5
Product: PR/SET domain 5
Exons: 15
Coding region: 54-1853 (599 amino acids)
Biological process (GO): regulation of transcription by RNA polymerase II
Molecular function (GO): protein binding; DNA-binding transcription factor activity, RNA polymerase II-specific; RNA polymerase II cis-regulatory region sequence-specific DNA binding
Source: RefSeq, a predicted model, not a curated record